This is a messenger RNA of Amphiprion ocellaris (clown anemonefish), 1048 nucleotides long. RefSeq names its product oligosaccharyltransferase complex subunit (gene ostc). The coding region runs from base 66 to 515 and encodes 149 amino acids. Gene Ontology annotation, cellular component: oligosaccharyltransferase complex. The record is from RefSeq and is a predicted model, not a curated record. The transcript has 4 exons. Lineage: Eukaryota; Metazoa; Chordata; Actinopteri; Pomacentridae.
UCUGCGCAGACGCAUUUCAGGCAGCGACAGUCGUACUGCAGCGGGAGCAGAUAUUUUCGUCCAACAUGGAGACUUUAUACAGUAUACCGUUUGCUGUGCUCGAAUGCCCGAAUAUAAAACUGAAGAAACCGUCAUGGCUGCACAUGCCGUCGGCUAUGACCGUGUACGCGGUCGUUAUUGUGUCCUACUUUCUCAUCACAGGAGGCAUCAUCUACGAUGUUAUUGUGGAACCACCAAGUGUGGGUUCAAUGACUGAUGAACAUGGACACCAGCGGCCAGUUGCCUUUUUGGCAUACAGAGUAAAUGGCCAGUACAUCAUGGAAGGCCUGGCCUCCAGCUUCCUCUUCACAAUGGGAGGUUUGGGCUUUAUAAUCCUGGACCGCUCCAAUGCACCAAACAUCCCCAAACUCAACCGAUUCCUGUUGCUCUUCAUUGGGUUUGUCAGCGUUCUCCUCAGCUUCUUCAUGGCCAGAGUGUUCAUGCGCAUGAAGCUGCCGGGAUACCUCAUGGGCUAAAGACAGAGAUGAUACAUUUAAACCAACAGAUCUGGACAUUACAGAUGUGGGCGGCCUACAUGCAGUACAGUUAAAAUUAUAAACCAUUUAUUAGUAAUGAAAGCACUGACCUUGCUCAAGAAAUUUGACCAGACUGAACUGACGGUCACAUUAUCUACUUCAGUGUUUUGUGACUUCCUUUGCUCCUCAGACUGGUGCAACAGAGGGUCUUUUUCAGACCUCUUGUAAGAUUCGACAUGAAUAAAUGGACUUUUUGCCUCAUGCGCUUUUGUGGCACUGUCACAUAAAAUUAUAAAUUCUGCCAUGUUUUCUUGAUAAAAAAAACAUCCAGAAGUGAAGAAAAAGGAAAGGAAGUUACUGAACACUGAUGGGAUGAUUUGGAAUCACUGUCAGCACUGCGUGAAUCAUUUAAAUGGGUGUCUGAUGUUUAAGUUGUACGUUUUUGUAUAGAAAUUGUUUAAGAAGAAAAAAGCCUCGAACAUGUCACAGUUGCAUUUUUGUACAAGGUUGUGAAAUAAAUCUUUCUUUUCACA